Messenger RNA from Ciona intestinalis (vase tunicate), 1666 nucleotides. NCBI's taxonomy places the organism in Eukaryota, Metazoa, Chordata, Ascidiacea, Phlebobranchia, Cionidae. The record is from RefSeq and is a predicted model, not a curated record.
CUUGUCAGUGUGGUAGCUUAACCCAAGUAAUUCAAAAUGGCUGCUAAUGGGGCUCCCCCUAAACCCUGGGAGAUAAACAGGGGUCAAUCACCCAGCAAUAACCUUCGUUCUUCGUCCCUUACCCGCCCUGAAUCCGGGGAAUUCCCUACUCCACCCCCAAUACCCGCCCGACCGAAUCAACAGAGCACAUCAGCUACAAUGUACAGACCAACUUAUGGCAACCUUGGUUCAUAUGGGGGCGGCUAUAACUUUGGUGGUUAUGGGGGCUAUGGCAGUGGUAUGUAUGGCAGUAGUGGUUUGUAUGGCACUGGGGGAGGUAUGUAUGGUUCGUCAUAUCGUAACUAUGGCACCCCACCCAACGGAGUUGGUAGUUUCACUCAGCAAGCAGAAGACAGCACACGACAGGCAUUUCAAUCCGUUGAAUCAAUUGUUAGAGCUUUUACUUCUGUGUCAGCCAUGUUAGAAUCUACAUUUGGAGCAGUAUACAGUUCCUUUCGUGCUGUACUUGAUGUAGCUGACCACUUUUCGAGAGUGCGUUCUACAUUUUCAGAGAUUCUCUCUUCAAUAGCAAUAUUCAGAUUGUUCCGUUACUUGUAUCGAAGAGUGUUGGCUAUAUUCGGCUCACGAGAAUGUGAAGAUGCUUGGUCAAAUGCAGCUGUAGAUGGAGCGCUUAUGAGACCAAAUUCGUCAUCACAAAAAAAAUCUUGGCCAAUCAUGUUGUUUGCUGCAGUGGUAAUGGGAGGUCCUUAUCUAAUAUGGAGACUGAUGAGGGGAGCUAACUCGCAAAAACCUGCCAAUAUUUCGUGGAUGAACGGAGACGGCGAUCAUGUGGUUGCUAAAGCAGAGUUUGAUUUUAGCAGCGAGAGUGAAGAGGAAAUCUCGUUUCUUGCAGGAGAUACCAUCAUCCUUGCACCAAGAGCUCAACAACCCCACAUAAGAGGUUGGUUACUCGGAACGAUAGAUGGGAAAAAUCCAGGCUACCUUCCCGCAAAUUAUGUUAAAAUUCUCGGUCUGCGACGAGGGCGUGCAAAACCAACCACACCACCUACACCAGCUGCCAAUAUAAGCACAACAACUACCACAACACCUCCUGCUGGUUUAUCUACAGAGGGAACUGUAUCAAAUGAGGAGUGGCAGAACAUUCACAGUGGUAGCGAAAGACUCGGACCACCAGAAGAGCCUCCAACUCAACAAUCGUAAUCCUGGAAAUAUCUCUUAAUUUCAUGGCCACCCUUGAGUUGGAUCUAUUGCACAACAUGCAGUCUUCCGUGCCAGUCACUGACUGCAACCAUGCUUGGUAGUACGGGGUGACAGCGUACGUCUACACAUGCUGCAUCCUGGCCAUCAUUUGUUGGCGGCAAUGGCACUGUCCGCAAAUAAUUACCAUUGCUGUGUUUGUAGCAAACCAGAGAUUCACUGGAGCUUCCAGAAUAUACAAAACUACCAUCCUUAGUUAUGUCAAAAGACACCGGAAAUUCGUUGACCUUUUGGGAAAAAAAAUAAUGAAGUAAAAGUGACAAAAUAUCAUAUGAUUUUUAAUUUUAUUCUUUUUUUUAUAUAUAUUCAUUGCGGUACAGUGGCUCAAAAAAAAAUUCUGCGGAUCUGUGAUAUAGUUAUUAAUCUAUUGUAUGCCUUAAUUAUUCAGUGCAAUAAAAGAAUUCUGUUA